Molecule: messenger RNA, 1449 nt
Organism: Lepus europaeus (European hare)
Lineage: Eukaryota; Metazoa; Chordata; Mammalia; Lagomorpha; Leporidae
Product: basic proline-rich protein-like
Exons: 2
Coding region: 1-1449 (482 amino acids)
Source: RefSeq, a predicted model, not a curated record
AUGCGCGAUUUCAUUAUCACCACUGUCACUGUGAACACGACCAUCACCUCCCUGUCAACACCUCCAUCACCUCCACCUCCACCUCCAUCACCACCUCCAUCACCUCCACCUCCAUCACCACCUCCACCUCCACCUCCAUCACCACCUCCAUCACCUCCACCUCCACCUCCACCUCCAUCACCACCUCCAUCACCUCCACCUCCAUCACCACCUCCACCUCCAUCACCUCCACCUCCAUCACCUCUACCUCCAUUACCUCCACCUCCAUCACCUCCACUGUCAACACCUCCAUCAUCUCCACCUUCAUCACCACCUCCACCUCCAUCACCACCUCCACCUCCACCACCACCUCCAUCACCUCCACCUCCAUCACCACCUCCACCUUCACCUCCAUCACCUCCACCUCCACCACCUCCACCUCCACCAUCACCUCCAUCACCUCCACCUCCACCUCCAUCACUGCCUCCACCUCCAUCACCUCCACCUCCACCAUCACCUCCACCUCCACCACCACCUCCACCUCCACCAUCACCUCCAUCACCUCCACCUCCACCUCCACCUCCAUCACCACCUCCACCUCCAUCACUGCCUCCAUCACCACCUCCACCUCCAUCACUGCCUCCACCUCCAUCACUGCCUCCAUCACCACCUCCACCUCCAUCACCACCUCCACCUCCACCUCCAUCACCUCCACCUCCACCACCUCCACCUCCACCAUCACCUCCACCACCUCCACCUCCAUCACCACCUCCACCUCCACCUCCAUCACCUCCACCUCCACCACCUCCACCUCCACCAUCACCUCCACCACCUCCACCUCCAUCACCACCUCCACCUCCACCUCCAUCACCUCCACCUCCACCACCUCCACCUCCACCAUCACCUCCACCACCUUCACCUCCAUCACCUCCACCUCCACCACCUCCACCUCCACCUCCACCUCCAUCACCACCUCCACCUCCACCAUCACCUCCAUCACCUCCACCUCCACCUCCAUCACCACCUCCACCUCCACCUCCACCUCCAUCACCUCCACCUCCACCUCCAUCACCUCCACCUCCACCUCCACCUCCACCUCCAUCACCACCUCCACCUCCACCUCCACCUCCAUCACCUCCACCUCCACCUCCAUCACCUCCACCUCCACCUCCAUCACCUCCACCUCCACCUCCACCUCCACCUCCAUCACCACCUCCACCUCCACCAUCACCUCCAUCACCUCCACCUCCACCUCCAUCACCACCUCCACCUCCACCUCCACCUCCAUCACCUCCACCUCCACCUCCAUCACCUCCACCUCCACCUCCACCUCCACCUCCACCUCCAUCACCUCCACCUCCAUCACUUCCACCUCCAUCACCACCUCCAUCACCUCCACCUCUGCCACCCUCAACUCCGCCUCCAGCACUACAGUCAGGGCUGCUAUUCCAUCACCACCACCAUCCUUAA